AAGAAAAAAUCAUAAUAGUGUAACAAAAAUGACAGCAGAAAACAGAAUUAAAUAAUAAUAUUAAUUUAUGGACCAAGUAGAUUCACUACUGGCAGAUUUGUCGAAAAUCUUAGUUAACCUUAAGAAAAAUCCUAAUCGAAGAUACAGGAGAGCAACGUUAUUGAACAAACUAAACCAAAGUAGAAUCUAUUACAACGAAAUAUUAGAUUUAAUAGAUCUCUUUGGGGGAACCAAACAGAUUUUUUUUAUAAAGUCGGCAAGGGUAGACGUAAAAUUGGGUACGACGCUGAUUCAAAUGUAUGAUGGCGCACCACAGCAUUUGGAUGCUUUCAUUGACUCCGUAAAUUUAUUAAAUGACACGGUACAAAGUGAUUUUGCUGCAGCCACGGCCGCACAAAUACAAACAGCUCAAGUUACCGUAGUGAAGCUCAUAAAAUCACGGCUAACAGGCGUAGCCCGGCAAGUAAUUGCAGGAGCCGAUGAUUUACAAGGCAUCAUAGACGCAGUAAAACAACACUGCGAGUCAAAAAUUACUUCGGACAAUGUUCUGGCCAAGCUAAAAGCAACCAGACAAAAAGAUUCAAUUCAAACUUUUUGUAACGAAGUUGAAACUUUAACAACACAACUUAAAUCAUGCUAUGUAAGGGAAGAAAUCCCAGCAAACAGAGCCAACACGAUGGCAACCAAAAAAGGAGUCGAGGCUCUAAUAAGCGGUAGCAAGAAUACCGACACAAAACUUAUUUUGAAGGCUGGGACCUUCAACAAAAUUAAUGACGCAAUUCAAAAGGUGAUGGAAAAUAAUGAAAUCACCAGUAACAACAAUUCACCUGCUACAAAUGCUCAAAUUUUAACAGGUCGAGUAAGCCACCCAAGAGGGCGUGGAACAAACCACAGAGGACGUGGUAAUUAUUCAAACUUUUACCAACAUGAUCGACACGUUAGGUACCAAAACUCGCCCCAUAAUCGUGGAAAUUUUUCAAACCAGAGGGGUCAUUGGUCUCAUCGAGGUAAUUUCUCGAAUCAAAGAGGCAAUUGGACUCAGCGUGGACGGUAUCCACCGAAUAUGUUUUUAGCACACCAAGGCGGUGCACAAUAUCAGCCGCCAGCGCACCAGGCAAUUCAAAUGCCGUUGCAUCCACACAUUCAAAUGCCACAGCAACAACAUAUUCUACAGUCAACAAAUGGAAAUAUCCACCCUUUAGGGGUACAGCUGGGGCAGCAUAUACAAUAAA
This is a messenger RNA of Uranotaenia lowii, 1232 nucleotides long. RefSeq lists its product as uncharacterized. The coding region runs from base 68 to 1231 and encodes 387 amino acids. The transcript has 2 exons. The record is from RefSeq and is a predicted model, not a curated record. NCBI's taxonomy places the organism in Eukaryota, Metazoa, Arthropoda, Insecta, Diptera, Culicidae.